AUGUUAGUUGUUGAAUGUAUUUUUUAUCCCGAUGAAUUUAUUCUACGAAAUAAGAUUGAUUAUAAAACAAUCUAUUUAUCGAAAUAUUACAAUCCAUUACGAUUAAAACAAGUGAUAUUUUAUGAAAAUAAACAAAGUUUUACAUACAUUAUUGACAGUUAUAAUCAAGAAUGUUCAAAUUAUGUCCAAGACACAACUAUGGAUCAAUUUUUAUGUAAUGCUGUUCGCACUACAACUAUUGAAGAAGAUCGAUUAUUGAAAGAUCUCUUUCAUGGUCUAAGAUAUUUGGAUAUUGGUGAACAAUUAAUUCGAACAAAAUCUAUCUAUGAUUUCAAACGAGUAUCGCAUAUACUAUUCGAAAUCAAAGAGAUCUUUAUUAAUAAUGAGAAAAAUUUCGAUUUUGUUAUUGAUUAUAUUCAAAGCAAAAAUGAUGAAUAUAAAACAAUUAUCAAUGAACUUGUACCAACGAAUACUAUUAAUGGAACAUUUCGAGUUCAUGUUACUCUUGACAAAAAUAAUAUCGAACAAUUUUUAAAUAUUUGUCAAGAAAAUGCAUUAGAACCUAAUUUAGAUAAUGAUCAAGUAUUAAUAGCAUCAUUUGAUUAUGUUGGAAUAUAUCCGAAUAUCCUUGCAGAAAUUAAAACAUUUGUUGAUUUGCAAUUCAAAGAUUUUAAUAUUAAAAUGUUAAAAAUUGAAACAUCAUCAUCGAAUAAUGGUGUGCCGAAAAGUGAUAUUGAUAAAAUAUUAUUUUGGAAUCCAAAAUCAAAUUAUUUUGAAUUUCAUUACAAAAUACCUCAUCGAUCAAAAAUGGAAUUUGAAAGAUUAAAACAAUUUUGUUUUUUUCAUGAUCUUCAUUUAGCACGGAAGGUAUUAACGGAGACACCACAUCAUAAAAAGUAUUAUACUGUUACAAUGAGAUUGUUUAAUGUUGGCAGAAUUAAUGCAUUCAGUGAAAAUAACCGCACUGCUCAAAAUUUGAGGUAUUAUUAUGAUGUACUGUUGGAAAAUGAAAGCACAUUUGUAGUUUAUGAUUCAAAUAUUGAACUCGAAAAUCAAUCGAAUCUUGUGACAUUGACAUCAUCAAAAACACAGUCAACUGCUAUCAUGACUGGUCCCAGAUAUCUCAUUAGUUUUAAAAAUCGAAAAGCAUUUGGUCGAUCUACUGAUUGGUAA
Messenger RNA from Rotaria sordida, 1173 nucleotides. The record is from the annotation of a GenBank genome assembly. Lineage: Eukaryota; Metazoa; Rotifera; Eurotatoria; Philodinida; Philodinidae.